CCGCGCCCCGCCCCGGGAAAAGCGAAAGCGGCUCUGGCGGAGGACGUGGGACACACCACCAAGGGCGCGCGCGGGGGGGUAUGACCGGGAGCCUUGCGCGCGACUCCAACCGGCGGCGCUGCUGCCUCCGGCGCGCCUCCCCCUUGGACUGCUGGAAGAGGUGGUGCGCUCCGAGCGGUUCCCGGAGUUCCCAGGCUCCCGGGCAGGCCCGCGGCAGGUACCUGAGCACCGGGUUCCUGGGCACCCGGCGCCCGCUGCCAAGAUGCUGGGGCUACUGGUAGCGUCCUUAGCCCUGGCGCUCGCCUUCUUUGCGCUGCUGGACGGCUGGUACCUGGUGCGCGUGCCCUGUGCUGUUCUGCGCGCACGCCUGCUGCAGCCGCGCGUCCGCGACUUGCUGGCCGAGCAGCGGUACGCGGGCCGGGUGCUGCCGUCGGAUCUGGACCUGCUGCUGCACAUGAACAACGCGCGCUACCUGCGCGAGGCCGAUGUGGCUCGCGCCGCGCACCUGACCCGUUGCGGUGUGCUGGGGGCGCUGCGCGACCUGGGCGCGCACACGGUGCUGGCCGCCUCGUGCGCGCGCUAUCGCCGCUCGCUGCGCCUGUUUGAGCCGUUCGAGGUGCGCACCCGCUUGCUAGGCUGGGAUGACCGCGCCUUCUACCUGGAGGCGCGCUUUGUCAGCCUUCGCGACGGCUUCUUGUGCACCUUACUGCGCUCCCGGCAGCACGUGCUGGGCACCUCGCCGGAUCGCGUAGUGCAGCACUUGUGCAAGCGCAGGGUGGAGCCCCCCGAGCUGCCGGAAGACUUGAAGCACUGGAUCGCCUACAAUGAGACCAGCAGCCAGCUGCUCCGCGCUGAGAGUGGCCUCAGUGACCCCCGGAAGGACCAGUGACUGCCACGUCUGCGCCCUCCCUACCCUGCCUGUCAGCCGGUCCAUUCCACAGAAUGGGCCACCUGGGCUGCCCUCCUAGCCAGAGUGGCCUCGGACAAGCCUGGCUCCUCUUACCCGCUUGAUACUCCUCUGUGCUUACCUCAUCGUGGGCAGCUGUUGGAGUGCACGUUGUCCUGGCCCAGCUCUGCCUCCUGGGUCCCCAUAGCAUGACUGUUCGUGUGCCCAGAUGAGCUGGAUCCUGCAGCAGCGGAAGGGCCAGCACAGAGCCUAAAGUCAGGGCUGCUUGUGUCCAGGCAGGCCACAGUCGUCUGGGGUGUGGCUGGGGCCUGCAGCUUACUCAGGGACAGUGGGGCCCUCCGGAGGGUCACCUUAUCGCAGGGAAGAUCGGGCCAGGACCAGCCCAAGGACCCCUCGGAACACGGAAGGGCGAAUGGAAGUUGGUCCCUGGCUAAGAUUCUGGUGAUGCCCGCCACUGAGAGGAUGCACCCUGUCUAGCCAGGUCACCAAGGCCAGGAGCCCUGGUGUAGGGGGUCCCAUGACCAUGCUGAGCACCUGCCCUGUCAGCUCAGGGAGGGGGGACAGCUGCUUGAAACUGGGCAACUGCCUCCUUGCUACCUCUCUGGGAACCAUACCUGGAGCCAGAGCCAAGAGCUUCAGUGAUGCCCUGACCCUCACCUGCCCCCCCCUUGCCCCCCCCCCCAACCCCAUGCUACUAUGCUUGCCUUAGUGCUAUCAAGGGGAAGCUGCAAUCUGUUUUAUUUAAAGAAAGCACAAGAUUAAAGAGUUUAAAAGGCA
Messenger RNA from Peromyscus leucopus (white-footed mouse), 1684 nucleotides. RefSeq names its product thioesterase superfamily member 6 (gene Them6). Bases 263 to 889 code for a protein of 208 amino acids. NCBI's taxonomy places the organism in Eukaryota, Metazoa, Chordata, Mammalia, Rodentia, Cricetidae. The transcript has 2 exons. The record is from RefSeq and is a predicted model, not a curated record.